GUACAAACUAAACGAGAUAAUAUAAAUAUAAAUUAUCAAAGAUAAUUUUAAUAAACUGGUAACCAAAUGCCCAUGUAUAUACACCUAAAAUGCGGAGGAAUGGACAAAGGUUUCUUUCUUCCUUUCUGCCUGGUUUCUUAAAGUUAGAUGAACAGUUGCCGAAAGGGUCUUUUCUCCUCCAGGAAGACGAACAGUUAUUUCAUAAAUUAAGGUCAAAAGAGCAACAUGAAAGGAACUGUUCAUCACGUGCAUGUAUAAUGGGAUCCACUUAUUCCUCAAAAGUAAAUCGGAAAAUCCAUGUCAUGCUGUGCUGGUUUACGAUAAUCAGCUUUCCACUUGUCAAACUUGUGGACUGCCCAGUUUACUUUGGUCAAUUUACCUAAGCCACUCCAAAUUCUCUUUAAGCUUUGAUAUUAAUAAUAAUAACCACCCAUGGUCCAUACGCAUUUAUGUUACGCCCCAUUUGCUGUUUCCAUUCUCUGAUUGGGAUCCCAACCUUUGCCGGCAACUAGCCACCUUCCUCACUUCUAGCUCUUUUGCAGAAAUGGGCAUCAGAGUCUGCUGGUGCAACAUGGAGACAGACUAUAGAGCUGUUCGAUUGGGGCAAAGUUGUAGAGAGAUUAGGCCUGUGAAGUCAUCUUCCACCUCUGGGUUAGCCAAGUUCAGGUGGGAAGUUCUGUGGAUGAAGUUCAAGAAAGAGAUGAAGAAGAUGUUUGAGUUUGUUUCUCCUUUGCAGGUUCCUUAUUAUAAUUCCUACACUUACUCGCAGAAUUUUGAUCAAGGGUUUGCAUGGGAAGAGCCUGAUAAUCUAUCCAGAUCUUUCUCUGUGCGUUUUGCUGAUCCUUCUAGGAGACUUCUGAAGAAGACUGAGAUGUGAUGGAAGAUAUAAACAAAAGCCUCAACUCUCAAAUAUCUUGUGUAUUAAUAUCCAUUAAAAUCUCUCUUGAAUGCGUGCAAAGAUGUGUGACUAGGAUCUUCUAUCUGAUUUCUAAAGCUUUCUCUAUUUUGCAUCUUAAUUUAUCAUUUUUCUCUUUUUGGUUUGAUGUAAAAGAUAGGAACAAGGAACAAAACAACAUUUUUUUCAUUGAAUUUAGAAAUUCUCUACAUUUGUUUCUGUCUUGCAA
Messenger RNA from Mangifera indica (mango), 1124 nucleotides. RefSeq lists its product as uncharacterized. NCBI's taxonomy places the organism in Eukaryota, Viridiplantae, Streptophyta, Magnoliopsida, Sapindales, Anacardiaceae. The record is from RefSeq and is a predicted model, not a curated record. The transcript has a single exon. Bases 251 to 877 code for a protein of 208 amino acids.